GCUCCUCUCUCCCCCCCUCCCCUCCUCUCCUCUCUUUCUCUGUCUCCUUCCCCGCCAGCCAUGAUCCGUGGCGGGCUAAUUCCCAGACGGUCUUCUCCUCCUUCCUCCUCUUUCUCCUCAUCACCCUCUUCCUCCUCCUCCUCCUCCUCGCGGGGCCGGUAAGUAGCAGCAGCACGCGCCGUCCAUCUUCUCCCUUCCUCCUCGCGCUGUAUCGGACUGCAUGCUGUGUUCACGGUAUUUAUCGGUCGUUAUCGGCUCUGCCUUUUUUUGUGUUUGACCCCCCCACCCCUCCACCUCCCUCUCAUCACUCUCCCUCCCUCCCUCCUCCCUGCUCCUUGGCUUUCAGUGCCUGAGGGGGGGAGGUGUUAAUGUGUCGCGUGGGAGAGCCGUUUUCCCCUCGCGGUCGGUGGCCGCUGUGACCUUCUGUCGGAGCUCGCGCCGCCCGCUUGACCAGACAGGUGACCUCACAGAGCUAACUGCUAGCUGAGCAAACGUGUUCAUAUGCGUGUUUGUGUGUGCGUGUGUGAGAGGUCAUGUCGGGAAUGACCAGCGGAGUGUGUGUAGAGAGUGACCUCUCCUCGAUGCUGCAGAGAAGCUCCGCCCCCUCACAUCAUCACCCAAAUCACCAUGGUUACGGCGGUCAGGGACAGGUGUCGGGCCUAGCGCCGAUGCUCGACUACACCACUGAGAUGGACCGGUACCGCUCGUCCAUCGCCACCUUCUACAAGACCAACGUCAACAUGAACAUGAACGUGACAAACUUCCCACAAUCCGCCAAACUGGCGGCUCGUCUGGCGGCCGCCGCUCCUAUCUUCCCCCCCACCGCUGCCAGGCUGGGCGCCAUGGCGACAGCCCCAUGGGGUUGCCAUGACAACAUGAACAUGAACAUGAACCACCCGGCGGCCAUGUUCUGGGGCAGGCCCAAACCUGUAGCUACGGCGCCAACGCAUCACCACCACCAUCCCUCGGCGACGCCGGGUCACAUGACCUCUUCCCACCCCCACAGCAGCAGCAUGCACCAGAGCAGCGGGGGGCCUGGGGGGGGAGGAACCGGCGGCGGAAGUGAAGGGGGAGGGGCUGAAAAACACGGACACACUGCGUCACUUCCUGUUAGCCAGGGAACAGCACACCAUCACCCCAUAGCGCCUAGCAACGGGAACUUUCUCCCCGGUUACAGCGGCGGCGCGGACUGUGGCGUUAUGAACAAGCAGGGACACGCCCACCCGGACAUGAUGGGCCUAUCAGAGGGCGGCAACUGCAAUGGGGGAGGAGUAAUGAGUGGUGGCUUCCUGGGGGGGCUGGGAUUACCCCCUGGGGUCAUCGUCAUGGCAAUGGGAUCCGCAGGCGGCGGGAUUUCAGACGCCAGCAGCGCUUUUCAGAUGACGAGCGGCCAGCGGGCGCUAACGGACUGCCAGCAGCACACUAACUCCUCCCCCUGCCCCUCCUCUUCCUCCCCUUCAUCAUCAGGGGUGACAGCAGGGGGUGUGUCUCUCUCCUCAUCAUCUUCAUCAUCGUCAGGGACAGUGGCGAAGAGGAAGCGGAAGCGCUGUGGCGUAUGCGGGCCGUGCAGACGACUGAUCAACUGCGGCGUCUGUUCGUCCUGCCGCAACAGGAAGACGGGUCACCAGAUCUGCAAGUUCAGGAAGUGUGAGGAGCUGAAGAAGAAGCCAGGAGGAGGAAGUGGGGUUCUGGAGCGGCCGCCCUCCGUCCCAGCCGGUGAGGCGUUUCGCUGGUUCUUCUAGCCUUUCCUUCACCAGUGGAGUCACCAACACAGACACACCUGGACUGAAUGAAAUUCAGCCAGAGGACUUUGGCGUCUCGGACUGAAGCAGAGCAGGACUUUGUCGUGUGUGGAUAGCCCAGAAAUCCUGCAUCGACUGGAUGGACGAGGAGGACGAGGAGGAGGAGGAGGAGGAAUCACAGGAAACAGGAAGGCUUCAUGAGGAAGGUUUAGUGCUUUGUCAAAGGGGAUUUAAAGGUAACACAUGAAGCAGUUGUCAAAAUGACUCCCCACAUGAACGGUGUUCUGCUCACCAGCUAUUGAUGCCCAACGUCCCUUCAAAUCAACCGCAAGUCAUCUUGACACCUCAGUUGUCCUGGAUUCACUUCAUAUUUGGGUUUUUCAAAUCUGGUCAUACAAUGGCACAAGGCAUUGAGACACUAGACUUUAUUUAUUUCUAGUGAUUCAAUGCCUGAAACACUAGAAAUAUUUGCUCCAUCUUUGCAGUCCUAGUAAGAUAUUUUUAUAUAGGUCUAUUAAACACAUUUAUAAUUAUUUAUCAGCAUUAAACCAGAAUGAAUCCCUGAAAUGACCCUUGGGACAACAUAACUGUCUCUAGGUUCAUGAAUUGCUGGUCUAGUCUAGUUUUCAGGCCGAAUAUCAUUUUUUUUAUCAUGGGACCGACCCAGUCUCACUGGGAACCAGAACUUCCUGAGUGGAACCAUAAUUUAUGGUUUGGUAACCCUUUAGGUUUGUUCUUGUCCCAGUGUUUAAAUUAUGUCGUGAACAUUUGUCCUUGCUAAAUUCAGAGGUUGCCGAUGCUUCUUGUGUCAGGCAGAGGUUUGCUCAGUAUUUCAAGUAUUGGGGCAGAUUUUAUUAAAGGUCUUGGAUCCGAACCAAGACCAAGAACACUCAGGGGAUCAGGAAGGACAAAACCAUUCAGUGCAUUUCUAGAGAUGAGCAGAUGAUUCUGGAAGUACAAAGAGAGACUUUAAACCAGGGGUCUCGAACUCCAGACCUCCAGUUUCUGUCCUGCAGGUUUUAGAUGAGCCACUGGUACAAAACACUGGAAUGAAACGGUUUAAUUACCUCCUCCUUGUGUAGAUCAGUUCUCCAAAGCCUUGCUAAUGAUCUAAUUAUUCUGUUCAGGUGGUGCAGCAGAGGAACAUGUAAAAGUUGCAGGACAGCGGCCCUGGAGGACUGGAGUUUGAGACCCCUGCUUUAAACUGUUGCUUUAUUUUGGUUUGACGGAGGGAGGAUGGAAAAUCUUCAUCCUGUCAGAGAAAACCAAACUUGUCUUUCUUCUCCUUCAAACUACAACUCUAGAGUCCGAUGCUUUGAUUGGUUAAACUGGGCGGUGACUGAAAAGUCCAGAUAAAAAAACGAGUUUUAAACGCUCCAGCGACACUAAAGCAUUAACCGUUUCCUCCCAGAUCUUUUCCAUCCCUUGAUUAAAACGGUUUCCUCCUCUUCAUCCUCAUCCACCCAGCCUGACCACUAAUCCCAUUGUAGCAAAACCCAGGAAGAUUCAGGACUCAGCCGCAGAGACUCCUUCAGUUUGACCAAAACUGGCUGACAAGCUAACCUCAAAGAGGAUUCACAAACUGACCUCAGCAGGAAGUGAUCCAAGACUGUUAAUAUGGACUACAAGCUCCCCACAGUAGGACUACAAUAACCACAUCACUGUUACCAUCUCUUCUGUCUACCUCCUCCUUCAGGACUUUAAACGGCACCUUGGUUGACUUUAGCUGGACGAUGUUUCUGCUGGUGCAACCUGAGCGGCUUCUCAACUCUCCUGGUGGUCCACAAGUUAUUUGGUUCAUUUGAAUCUGGCAAAUUAAAGAGUUGUGAUAAUUUAUUGGGUUUGUGUAGAUGUAGAUGGAAGGUUCCUGAGGGUGCAGUUAAAGGUCCAGUCGGUUUUAUAAGGAACCAUUUUACUGCUUUCUGGAUCCUCUAAUUGAAGGUUUGGACGUUUUUGCGCCACUAAUUCAGCUUGUUGGGCCCAACAGGGACCUCAGAGAGAGUUCAGAACCAGCUCUUGUGUUCCCGUAUCAGUUGAACAUUGGACCAUGUGGUGGACCAACAGAAGCAUGAAUGCAGCGUGGGAAUUGGCAGUGACCCUUUGGGUCCGCCGGGCAGAACUCUGGGACCUCCGGGAACCGAGCUGACGGAGAUCGGAUCGUUCCACACUGCAACAGUGUCAUUUCCUGUUUGUCGGUUGGCAACACGCUCAGUGAUUCCUUGUACACACCGAGACAUUCUCAUUAAAAUUUUAUCUUGAAAGCUCAUGUUUGAGAAGAGAUUUUGGUGGCAGAAUGAACCGAUUUCUCCAGGUGAUUUCAGAGGAUAUGCAGCUGAGGUUCUUGUCAAACAUUUGGACCUGAGUUCAUUACAUUAGACUCUGAAUGAGGGCCACUUUUUAUAGGAUGGAAACAACAGCAUGCAGCUUAAUAAAGGGCUUUCUGUUAGUUGUCCAUAAAUCCUUCUAAUUGUAAUGAGUUUUGAGACGUCUAGCACAAGGAGGUCCGGUUUUCUCACUGCUAGGUUUCAGCAGUGGUUCUGGAGUCAUCCGCUCAGAACCACUGAUCCAAUGCAGAGAACUCAACCGGUUUAAAUAAUGCCAGAGAAACCCAGUUUAACACCAGAACUAGCU
Messenger RNA from Gambusia affinis (western mosquitofish), 4373 nucleotides. Its product is annotated as CXXC-type zinc finger protein 5-like. The transcript has 4 exons. Gene Ontology annotation, molecular function: zinc ion binding; methyl-CpG binding. The coding region runs from base 534 to 1742 and encodes 402 amino acids. Lineage: Eukaryota; Metazoa; Chordata; Actinopteri; Cyprinodontiformes; Poeciliidae. The record is from RefSeq and is a predicted model, not a curated record. Gene Ontology annotation, cellular component: nucleus.